Messenger RNA from Arabidopsis lyrata subsp. lyrata, 1988 nucleotides. Its product is annotated as rop guanine nucleotide exchange factor 3. The record is from RefSeq and is a predicted model, not a curated record. The transcript has 8 exons. Gene Ontology annotation, molecular function: guanyl-nucleotide exchange factor activity. Lineage: Eukaryota; Viridiplantae; Streptophyta; Magnoliopsida; Brassicales; Brassicaceae. The coding region runs from base 418 to 1848 and encodes 476 amino acids.
AAUUUGUGGGUGAGGAAGGUUCCAAUAAUAAAGAUUUUCUCCGAUUGAAAACUAUAGUCCAUAUUUUAAGCCAACAAGAAAAUGAUAAAGUAUAGUAGCCAAAUAGACAAAUAGCUCUUUAAGAGGUAUUUGUAAUAUUUCUCAUAGAACCAAAAACACUUGUUGAAGCCAAGGAAAAGCCACUUCAUCGUCUGGAUGGUAAGAUCAGUUCUUCCUUUCUAUCAUCGGACGGUCCACAUUUACUCCAUUUUCCGGUCGCCGGCUUAAAGAAGGUUUUGGAUUCAACAAGAGGGAAUUUGGUUUUUAACGUUCAACAAAUUUGCUUUAAACGUACGUUUCAAAUUCAAGAAGAAGCUUUAAAGAAGAAACAGAACAAGAACAAAAAGGACAGACCUUUGAGGAGUUUUCAGAUUAAAGAUGGAGAAUUUAUCGAAUCCAGAUGAAAACGACGAUGUGGGAUAUCAUCAAUCACCUAGAUCCAUUGACCAAAAUGAUCAAUCAGCAGCAGAAACUCCGGUUUACUCGACGAUGAGCAUUGAUUCCUUUGUUUAUCCUCGAACUUGUUCAGAGAGCACUUCAGGUUUUUCAGACCAGAUAGAUGAAACCAACAGCUUCUGUAGUGAAGCUUCUCCUUGUAAUUGGCCUGUCCUCACUGAAUCUAAGAGCUCCAAAUGUCUCUCUGGUUUAGAGAUGCAAUCAAAUGAAAGUCUUGCAGUCCAAGAAAUUUCAGAACCAGAACUUGAGACAAUGAAGGAAAGAUUCGCAAAGCUUCUACUUGGAGAAGACAUGUCAGGGAGUGGUAAAGGAGUUUGCACUGCAGUGACGAUCUCAAACGCAAUUACCAAUCUUUAUGCUACAGUGUUUGGACAGAAUCUGAGGUUAGAGCCGUUAGAAACAGAGAAGAGAGCAAUGUGGAAGAGAGAGAUGAAUUGUCUCUUAUCGGUAUGCGAUUACAUAGUCGAAUUCAUCCCUAGAUGUCAGAAUCUAAGCAAUGGAGCUACUGUUGAGGUGAUGGAGAGUAGACCAAGAGCAGAUAUCUAUAUCAACUUACCUGCAUUGAGAAAGCUAGAUUCAAUGCUUAUGGAAGCAUUGGAUAGUUUCCAAAACACAGAGUUUUGGUAUGCAGAAGAAGGAAGUUUGUCGAUGAAAUCAGCGCGUUCUUCGACUGGAUCAUUCAGGAAAGUUAUAGUACAAAGGAAAGAAGAGAAAUGGUGGUUACCAGUUCCUCUAGUGCCACCAGAAGGUUUGUCAGAUAAAGCCAGAAAACAACUCAAAAACAAGAGAGAGAGUACCAAUCAGAUUCACAAAGCUGCAAUGGCUAUCAACAGUAGCAUUCUCAGUGAAAUGGAGAUUCCAGAGUCUUACAUGACAACUCUUCCAAAGUGUGGUAAAAGCAGUGUUGGAGAUUCAAUUUACCGUUACAUGAGUGGUUCGGGUCGGUUUUUCCCAGAACAACUGUUAGAUUGUCUGAACAUAGCCUCUGAGCAUGAAGCUGUUCAGUUAGCAGAUAGAGUAGAAGCUUCUAUGUACACAUGGAGACGCAAAGCUUGUCUUAGUAACUCUAAGAGCUCAUGGAACAUGGUGAAAGAUCUUAUGUCAAAUACAGAGAGAACAGACAAGAACUAUGUUAUGGCUGAGAGAGCAGAGACUCUCCUCUUCUGUUUGAAACAGCGUUAUCCAGAAUUGUCUCAGACAUCAUUAGAUAUAUGCAAGAUUCAGUACAAUAAGGAUGUUGGAAAAGCUGUGUUGGAGAGCUACUCAAGAGUACUUGAAGGUUUAGCUUUUAACAUAGUUGCUUGGAUUGAUGAUGUUCUCUAUGUAGACAAAACCAUGAGAGGUAGUGAAUAAGUUGUACUUGGUAGACUUUUGAUAAGAUUUCUAUGUUCCUGUUUCCCUCUCUUGUAAAGUAAAAUCAGAUCAAAUGAAAUGUAAGAUCCUCGAAAAGAUAUCCAGAAACAUGUAUGAUAGUAAUCAGCUAAGUUUCCCCA